GAGAAGAUAAACUUCACUGUACAUCUGAUGAAUCACAGAGUAAAGACUAUAGAUAUACCUGGAGUGUGGGAAGACCUUCGGUAACAAAUCAGUUCUCAAAAUGUACCAAGUAAUUGAUACGUUGAGAAUAUUCAUGGAAAUUCCUGGAGUGCAAGAACUUCAGUCAGAGAUCAUCAAACCAAAACAAUUCACUGAGCAGAAGCCAUAUGCAAAUAGAAAAUACUCUUAGCGUCCAAAAGCACAAUCUCCACGUUUGACUUGCAGACAGAUUCAACAACUUUUUCUGUUUUGUUUAUUUCAGAAUAUUUUUAGGAAAAACUUGGCAAGUCCAGCUCAGCAUAAACACUUCACUGGUUCAUUUGAUAGGACUUUUUUGUGGAGGUUGCCUCAAGUUAUCUCCUGUAUAUGUUCUAGAAAGUUCACUGAAAUUUGCAAAUGUUCUUCUGAACAGUGGUGUAAAUGUUAAAAAGACAAUUGAGGUUCUGCAAGGCCCUCUUCUUAGAGGUUUGGAAGAGUGCUGAAAGUAUUUCAUCUUCUGUCAUUCAGGGGACCAAAAAAAAAAAAUGUGAUCGUUUCCCUGUAUUUCAAUAUGCAUCCUACAUUUAAGAUAUUGCAAAACCAAUGACAAAAGCUUAAUAGACAAUAUUAGGAUAUCUGUAUUGAUAAUAGGAAUUAGGAUUCAGCAAAUUGUUGAAAUAUUAGAAUUAUUGUUAUGAUUGCAAUAGAAUUAUUGAUAAAUAAUGGAAGUAUUAAUAGGAGGCAUAAGUUAGUAGAUCAGAGAUUUUUUAGAGGUGGAGGUUUAAAUGCGAUAAUGGAAAAGGAAGCCAGAAUAACUUAACACUCUUUCCUUGAAGGCAGCCUCCUCACUAUGUUGGAUGGGUUUUGCUUCAUGAAAUAAUCUGAUGGAGAAGGCACAAUCACCUUUGGCUGUACUGGAGGCUGCUUUUGAGCCCAGAGUGAAGAUGGAAGAGUUAAACCCAUAUGGCAUUCAAAAAGGAGAUGACCCAGAUGUCAUGUGUUGUGAUGGAAGUGAGGAAUUCUGGGGGAAAACAGUGCAGAAUGUCCUGGGUAAGGAGACAUUCAGCUCAGAGGUUCACCGACAACACUUCAGGCAGCUCCACUACCAGGAGGCUGAGAGGCCACGAGAGGUUUGGAGCCAACUCCAUGAUCUGUGUUGCCGGUGGCUGAAGCCAGAAGUACACACAAAAGCUCAGAUCCUGGACCUGGUGAUCUUGGAGCAGUUCCUGGCUGUCCUUCCCCCAGAGAUGGAGAGCUGGGUCAGGGAAUGUGAGCCAGAGACCAGUUCCCAGGCAUUGGCCAUGGCAGAAGGUUUUUUGCUGAAUCAGUCAGAGGAGAAGAAGCAGGACAUUGAUGAUCUUAAGACCCAGGAGGUCCCAUCAGACAUCAGUCAAAAGAUCAAGCAGGAGGCCAGCGGAGAGGCCACCAGGCUGGAUGGACCAAGAAUGCUGGAAGGAUGUUGUUCAUCUCUCCUUGAUGCAGUGGAAACAGCUUCUGUGCAGCUGGAUCAGGUGGCUUUUGAGGAUGUUUUUGUGUGUUUCACGGAGGAGGAGUGGACCCUACUGGAUCCAGACCAAAGGGCCCUCCACAGGGAAGUCAUGGAGGAGAAUUAUGAGGUGAUAGCCUCUGUCGAUCAUAAUAGGUGGGAGACUGAGGAUGGAGAAGAACCAUGCAGAGCACAGUUGGAAAGGGCCAAAUAUACAGAGGAGGAAGAGAGGAACACGGGAACAGAAAUAAAAGAUGAACAGAAGAGGAACCAAUUGCCUACUUUUUGUGGUGCUGACGUCUGGGAAAUUCCAAUACAAGAAGGAACAGACAAAAGCAAAGACAACAGUAAGUGUCUUAUCUCUGGGGAUGGCUUCUUUUGGACUUCUGGCCUUGAUGUUCACAUCACAGACAUCACAGAAGAAAACCCAAAUCAGCGGGGAGAGAGCUUCAAGUGGAACAUACACCUUCCUAACAAUGAAAGAAUGGAGACAGGAGAGAAAGUAUAUACAUGCCAGGAAACAGGAAGAACCUUGACUGCGAAGGCAAUCCUCACUGAGUAUGAAAUGAAUCAUAAAGGAGAGAAGCCCUAUAAAUGCUUGGAAUGUGGGAUGAGCUUCAGUUACAAAUCAUCUUUCAAAACACACAAGGUUGUCCAUACAUUAGAGAAACCUUAUAAAUGCCUGGAGUGUGGAAAAAGCUUCCAUUCAAGACCACACCUCAACAGACACCAGCUUAUUCAUACUGGAGAGAAACCAUAUACAUGCUUGGAAUGUGGAAAAUGCUUUAAUCAGAGGAGAUACCUCAAAGCACAUCAGAUGAAUCACAUGGGAGAGAAACCGUAUCAGUGUCUGGAGUGUGGGAAAAGCUUCAGUUACAAAUCAUUCAAAACACACCAGGUUGUUCAUACAUUAGAAAAACCUCAUAAAUGCCUGGAGUGUGGAAAAUCCUUCCACUGGAGAUCACACCUAGAUAGACACCAGCGUAUUCAUACUGGAGAGAAACCAUAUCAGUGCCUGGAGUGUGGGAAAGGCUUCAUUGAUAAGAGAGGCCUCACUACACAUCAAAUGAAUCACACUGGAGAGAGACCAUAUACUUGCCCGGAGUGUGGAAAGGGCUUUACUCACAAAUCAGUCCUGAAAACACACCAAAUGACACAUACACCAAGAGUAAUCAUAGAAAUGCCUGGAGUCUGAGAAGAGCUUCAAUCAGAGCUCAGUAGUAAACUCCAUUACAAGUGGUGGUUGUUAUUAUUAUGAAAUAAACAUAGGAGAAACUAUUAAUGAAUAGGAAACCAGUGUAAUGUCCACAUGGAUUGCCUCCAGUAUAGACUAUUUUUAAAUAUAUAUAUUUUACACAUAUUUGGGGGAAGAAUGUGGUUGGUUCAGUUCAUUGCUGAAUGCUUCACUGGUUCAUGUGAUACAGCCAUGCUCUGUGAUGUCUUCUUUUUGGUUUGUAAUUUAUCUAUUUGUAUUCCAUUUGUUCUAAAACUGUCAUUGACAUUUGAAAAUGCCCUUUUACACCUGUGGUAUACUCAGACAAGAGUCCCUCAAGGCUUUGUGUAUGAGGAGACAUGUCUCCUUUGUUUUCAAGGAUAGAUAUCCUUUAUUUUGUAGACAAAGUACUAGAUCCCUUUCUCUUUUUCUGGGUACAUCCUUCUGUCUUCUGAAAUUUGGCCUUCAUACAUUGAUCUCCAAGCCAAAGCCUUGAUUAGCCUUGUUCUUCCAUUAUGAACUGACUAAAUUUCUCAUUCUUUUAUGUUGCUUGUGUCCCAUAAUUCUCCUAUAUUCCCAUAUCCUCACCUUUGUUUGUUCUGAGGUUGGAUGUUUUUAAAAUAAAAAAAUAACAGUGAGAGAGUGAACUAUUGCCUGCAAUGUAGAGGGAAGAAAACAGCCAGAUGACAGACAACCUGCUCACUGUGCAGUGCACUUGAAAUGUUUUCAGAGUGGCAAGCCCUUUAGCAAUGGAUUAAAUAGUUAAUGCCCAGUAAGGAUUGCAGAACUGAAGAAAACAGGAGAGAGCACUGGACUGAAAUCGCAAAUGAGAAAUAUUCCACUUAACAUUAGGAAGUACAUCCACCAAAACAUUAGGAAGUAACGUACAGCUACUAGAAAACCUGUUCUGAGAGUGGAAUAGACUGUCUUGGAGGAUGGUUGACUCUACCUUUUAAACAGGUUGGAUGGGCCUCUUCCAGGAGUUCUUUAGCUGUGUACAGUCAUCCCUCUUCACAGAUUCAACCAUCCAUGACUUGGGGAAAAAAUUAAUCCAAAAAGAAAACCUUGAUUUUGUCAUUUUAGAUAAGGGACAACAUUUUAUUACUCUGUUGUAUAUAACAGGAUGAACAUCCGUAGAUUUGGGUAUCCAUGUGGACCUGGAACCAAACCCCAGCAAAUACCAAGGGACCACUAUUCCUGUAUGGCAGGGGUAACUUGAUGGCUUUUAUGACUCCUUCCAACUCUUAAGAUUCUGUGAUUCUAAGAGAGAGGCAAGAGAGCAUCACUGAGAGAUGGAGCUCAUGGGCUGGAAUGGCAGAGAACAAUGACUGGUAAGGUAUAAGUGUGUGGUACAUGCUAGAUUCACUUUAGUACUUUCACUGAGAAAAGAACAAGAGAAGGAUGAAAAGAGAGAUCCAAAAAUGUCACCCUCACAUCCAGAUACAGUACGCAGUUAGAAAACACAGUCAUUAUGUACAUAAAUCCUUCUGAUUCAGUGUGUGUAUUCUCAUAGGCAUGAGCCCUUGAAUUUCAGACCCUGUGUUUCAGAGAUCUCAGGGAGACUGUCCUUAUUUUCUGAACAAUGGGAUUUCUAACCCCACCUCCAGGGAUGAUGGUCACACAGUAUUUAUAUCUGCCUUUUUCUAUGAAAGGAGGCUCAUUCUCUGAAGGAAUACUUGUUUUUCUCUAGUUUGGUCAACUGAUUUGAGGGUUUGGUCAACCCUCAAAUCCCAAAAAAUCCUUUUUUAUUUCUGAAUUUAUGCAUUAGCAGCAUUAUUGAUGUUUUGUCACUGCCCAUUCUACCCAAGACUAAUAUUUUUAAGAUGAGUAUCCCCUUGGUUUCUGUUUCUAAUCUCUUGCCUAUUUUGUGACAUUUGACUAACUAGCUGAAAUGUUCCUAGGGUUUCCUGACUGUUAUUUUAAAGUGUAGAUUGUAUAGCCACCAUUUUAAUUGCACUAAAGAGAGUUUUU
Messenger RNA from Sceloporus undulatus (fence lizard), 4688 nucleotides. Its product is annotated as zinc finger protein with KRAB and SCAN domains 7-like. Gene Ontology annotation, molecular function: DNA-binding transcription factor activity; RNA polymerase II cis-regulatory region sequence-specific DNA binding. Gene Ontology annotation, biological process: regulation of transcription by RNA polymerase II. NCBI's taxonomy places the organism in Eukaryota, Metazoa, Chordata, Lepidosauria, Squamata, Phrynosomatidae. The record is from RefSeq and is a predicted model, not a curated record. Bases 903 to 2699 code for a protein of 598 amino acids. The transcript has 5 exons.